UCAAUUCAACUUCUACACACAAAUAAAAAUGGUGGUCCUAUUGCUUGAAAAAUAUUUUGUAAUUUAAAAUAAGUUUAGAAAUCAUUGUAUAACAAUAACAGUAGUCUUCAAUAGUUAUAAAUAUUCCCAUAUCGUAAAUUGCAUCUGGUGCCAUUACGUGGUGCGUAAGCAAGUGUUGUGAAUUGUGACAAAUAACAGGUUGUUGAAGACACCGAAAUCGUUGCGAUUUUGUAUACUUGCUAUAUUAUUCAGAAUAUCAAAGCGAAUACCAUUUAAAUAUCGAUCGAGCCGACGUUUGUAUAAUAACUAGAAUUGCAAGUAAUGUCAACAUCACAUACAUUGGCUAAUACAAGCUGGACGUCUUUAUUUCAAUCAGCAUGUGACCCACAUCUGAGAUUUCUCUUCCUUGUAUAUUGACGCUGAAGUUCUAUUAUCAUUAACAAAAAGAGAUAAUAAGCCGGCGAGAGUGAAUUGUUGAUUUCAAAUGAUCAACACGUUGGAUAUGUCAUGUUAUGGACUUGUCACGGUUGACUUAAACCUCAGCAGCUCUCGGGGGGUCAGAUAUGGUACGCGGGGCUCCUUCAGACGUCGAUGAAACCGGUCACUAUUACUUGAAAUAAUUCUGAAAAUUCAUGCAAACAUAGUUUUAUUUAAAAGUUUUUAAAGUAAAUUUCGUAAACGUGUGAGUAAAGUUCUGUGGUGUAUCAAAAUGAGACUGAAAGAAUAUCCACCUAUUACUCAAAACUAAAGGGUGAAGAAUGAAGUAGGAUGGCUCAUGCUGAGAAUCACCGGUAUAUUGUGCAGGUGUUUGUGGGAGCACUGUCUGCACAAUAUGAAGCAUUGUCAGUGGAGGCAUCAAAGCAAACCAGCUCGGAGGAGAUUGUGUGCUGCAUCGCUGAAAAGCUCAAACUUAAUGAUGUAGUCGGGGGACCAUACGAGCUGGCGGAGGUGGUCGGAGAUAUGGUUAGUGGGGAAUGCAAGGAGAGGAGGCUCGGACCAAACGAAUCCCCGGUAGCCGUCAUGAUGCUUUGGCCUAACAACAAUUCAGGACAAUAUUACAGGUUUUACUUGCGCGAGAAGAUACCGGACGAGCCCUGGAUGGAAAACUUCUCAGUUGAUCCUCAGCUCAUAAAAGAUUACUUCCAGAGGUUCCUAUACCAGCCCAAGGACCGCGAGUAUCCCGACCUGUGCCAGCUGCCAGAACUAAACGAGCAGACCUUACUCGACAACCUCAGAGCUAGAUUUGCUGCUGGAUAUAUUUACACAUAUGUCGGAUCUAUAUUAAUAGCUCUGAACCCUUUCAAGUUUUAUCCGAUAUAUAAUCCGAAGUACGUGAAGCUGUACCAGAACAAGAGGAUAGGGUCCAGCCUACCACCUCACAUCUUCGCGGUCGCGGACGCUGCGUACCACUGUAUGCUUCGAGAGAGAACUAAUCAGUGUAUUGUAAUAAGUGGAGAGAGUGGAUCUGGUAAAACGGAGAGUACAAAUUUUCUUCUUCAUCACUUAACAGCGCUGAGUCAGAAAGGCUCCCACGGAAGUGGCGUUGAACAAACUAUAUUGAGCGCCGGUCCCGUACUGGAGGCUUUCGGCAACGCUAAAACAGCGCACAACAACAAUUCCAGUCGAUUUGGCAAAUUUAUACAAGUGAAUUACAAAGAAAAUGGCAUGGUCCAUGGUGCUGUGGUCCAGAAAUAUCUUCUGGAGAAGUCUAGAAUAUGCAGUCAAGGUCGCAAUGAGCGGAACUAUCACGUGUUUUACUAUUUAUUGGCGGGUGCAUCGGAACAAGAGAAGGAGCAACUGCAUCUGCUCAGUGUGGACAAAUAUAACUAUCUAUCAAAGACUGGUUGUAGUGUAGUGCCCGGUGUUGAUGAACAGUAUGAGUUUUCUAGACUGAAGCAGUCCAUGGAUAUGGUCGGCUUCACUAUGGACAAACAGAGAAGACUCUUCGCCGUACUAUCAGCUGUACUUCUGUUAGGUAAUGUUGAGUUCCACCCUCAGCGUAAGUCGUACCAUCACGACGAGGCUGUGGGUGUACGGAACCCUGAAGUGGUGUCUCUAAUAUCAUCACUGUUGAGGGUCAAGCAGGAAACACUCUUGGCCGCACUCACCUCCAAGAGGGCGCGGGCCUCGGGGGAGACCCUAGUCAUCAACUACCGUCUUCCUGAAGCAAUAGCAACUCGCGACGCUAUGGCCAAGUGCCUGUACGGAGCCCUCUUCGACUGGAUCGUGAUGCAAGUCAACCACGCACUGCUGUCCAAGAAAGACACACUCCGAGACCAUCAGGGUCAUAGUAUAGGCGUCCUCGAUAUAUUCGGCUUCGAGGAUUUUGGACCGAGCAACAGCUUCGAGCAGCUGUGUAUCAACUACGCCAACGAACACCUACAGUACUACUUCAAUCAGCACGUGUUCAAGUACGAACAGGAGGAGUAUAGGAGGGAGGGCAUUAGGUGGACGGACAUCGGCUUCUCAGACAACACGGGCUGCUUGCAGCUCAUAGAGGGCAAGCCGGGGGGGUUGCUUUGUCUAUUGGAUGAUCAGUGCAAUUUUCCAUGGGCGACAAACGAGACGUUACUUCAGAAGUUCAACUCAGUCCACGAAGAUAACCCCUUCUACGAGAAGCCGCAGCGAAGAGAACCCGCUUUUGUUGUUAGACAUUACGCUGGCAGGGUUAAAUAUCAAGUGACGGCCAUGAGAGACAAAAAUUUGGAUCUUAUGCGACAAGAUAUAGUAAGCGUUCUGAAGAAUUCCUCAUUGGCGUUUGUACGGGAAUUGGUAGGUGUGGAUCCUGUGGCUGUAUUCCGAUGGGCCAUCGUGAGGGCGUUUUUUAGAGGAUACUUCGCAUUUUUAGAAGCUGGUAGAAGACAUCGGGUAAAUAGGGUCGAUGGAGCGUCCAGAGUACCCCGACCCUCGAUCCAAGCUCCGAAUGACAGCAUCAUAAGGGGGGUGACCCGCGGCGGGGGGUGUAGGGCGCGCGGCUACAGGCUGGCGGACACGCGCGCUCGGCGACUGGAGCGUGCGGACCGCAUGGAAGACCACGACGUGCUGCAGCGAGCCAGUCUCAUCGUCAUGAAGAACAAGUCGUUCAGGCCUCGGGAGCGCGCUAAGAAAGGUCUCAAGAACUUACAGAGUGUGAAGACGCUAGCGGGACGGACGGCGCCUGCCGGAAAAAGAAAGCAACCACUCACUGUAGCGGCGCAGUUCCAACACUCGCUGGCACAACUCAUGGAGACGCUCAACCAAGCUAACCCGUUUUUCAUCAGAUGCAUAAAAUCGAAUAGCGACAAGGUACCAAACGUGUUCGACGAGGAGACGGUGCAGCGACAGUUGCGUUACACGGGCAUGCUGGAGACUGUCCGCAUCAGGCAGGCCGGGUACAACGUGCGCCUCACUUACGACGAGUUCAUACAGCUGUAUAGAAUACUGCUACCGAAAGGUCUACUCAGCUCACAAACAGACGUGCGACACUUCCUCGCCACCCUGAACUUGGAUAGAGACAAUUAUCAAUUGGGCGCUACAAAGAUCUUUAUGCGUGAGAGUGAGCAGACCAAGUUGGAGUAUCGCCUUCACCAGCAGAUCAUGGCGUCCAUCAUCACCAUACAGAGGUGGUUCAGAGCCGUGCUGGAGAGGAGGAGGUUCCUGGCACUGAGGAGGGCCUCCCUCGUCAUACAGACCUACUGCAGACAAUGGCUGGUGAUCCGUCAAGAGGCGGCAACACGUAUCCAAGCGUAUUUCCGCGGCAGUCGUGUGAGGCGGUGGUACUUACGUCUGAGGGAGUCAGUCGUGGGCUUCCAGGCGGCGGCCAGGGGUUUCCUACUGCGGAACACGUUACCGGAACUGAGGCGACGCCUGCCCUCCAAGAACAAGCAUGAGAGUAAAGCGGCUCUAGCACCGGAGACGGCCGUGUUCAAGAGUACGAGCAUAGAAAAACUUAAGAAUAUUAUUGACAUUCAAUUAAAUAUGCUAAUACAAGAAGAAGCGGAGAAAACAAGACAACUACGAGCAACACAGUCACUGCCAAUAGCGAACUUAACGAAAAAACGAGAUAACUUACUGGAGAACUCCACGGCGCAGACUUACAACAAGAGACGGGCGUUGAGAACGCUCAACAUACAGGAGACGGCGAACAAACAGAGCAAUGCGACCCUUCAUCAAGAAGCAAAUGAAUCGUCCCCAGAAGAAAGUUGGAACGUUAAUUCCAGUAAAUACCCUCAAGGUAUAGUGGCCUGGUCCAACAAGAUCACGCCGGAGGACCUGGCCAAAGAACUGCUGUGGCUGAGGAUUGACCAGAACUAUCUCAUAGCUGAAAAGAAUAAGCGAGAACGUGAGCUCGCGGAGUCCAUAGCGAGUAGCAGUGAGGAGUAUCUGAGACAAGUUGGAGAUUGGAGUCCAGGGGAGAGUUCGGAUACCACCAAGAGCAGUUCCAGAAGGACAUCCCCUCAAGUUUACCAGCGUAGUCUAUCGAGUACCACGUUGGAGCCGCCGUCGCGGGGCCUACACAGUCUGCCGCCUGUUAGACGAGACCCGCGGGACAAUAGGGACUCCAGGGAUCAAAGGGACUCGCGACCGGACUCGCAGUCAGAUGCGGCCUGCGUGUCCGUGGCGCCGGUCCCCCCCGCGCCCCCCGCCCGCGCCGCUCGCAGGUCCCCGCGCCGGGCGGCCGGGGCCCCACAGAUAACGCUGCCGAACGCGGAACAUGGAGACAUCAAACGAGCUGCCUCGGAGGUUUCUGUGGGUGGGGGUGAAGCUCUUCGUCGUCGUAACUCGGACCCGGCGCCCGAGCCGCGACCCCCCUCACAGGAUUACAUCGGACAUACUGCCAAUGGACUCUUCGGAAUCGCUGGACACAGGUUCCGCAAGGGCACAAGAUUCGCGAAAGGCGAUAAAUGUGUGUACUGCCACCAGGCGAUCGACGCGUUCGUCACCCAGGGCCAGAGGUGUAUCGACUGCAAACAGCUGUACCAUACGAAGUGUAUCCAGAACAAGGGCGUCAUAACCAUGCCGUGCCCGAGCCCCGUCACCGUGGCCGUGCGGAACAGAAAUAAACACAGGAAGAGGAUCAUGAUGAAGGAAUCGCCGUAUAAUAUAACGAGCGACCAAACCAAGGGUCCCGCGGCCGGCUCCAACUUCAGCCUGACCGGCACGUCGGAGUUCAUCGACAGGACGGACAAGAUAAUAUCCGACGCCAACGAGCUGCAGGCGAUGCAGAGCUUCAUCACCAAGAAGAUCUACUUGAUGGAGUCCUCCGAGCACGAGAAGCAGUCCGAGGUUGAUAGAGUUUUCAAACACGCCCUACGGGAAUUCAAAGAUAAUUUAGUGGCUACGUACAGCGUGGUGGAAACUAGGGGCUCGGCUUUAAAAUACAAAGAUUUGAUCGGUAACUUCUUACACGUUAUGGAGACGGUUUGUGCGAGAGAGGGCUCGACCUUAUCUAUCACUAUGGGAGUCAACGCGUUCAGAGGAUUCAUGGACGAGUUCAUGAGCCAACACGAAACAGAUAAAGCCCGGACCAAGAGAAAAAAGGACAAGAAGAGAAAGUUGGACGAUCCCAUCCAGUACAAGGGACACAACUUCAUACUGACCAUGAUCAACAUACCGACCGAGUGCGAGAUAUGCAAGACGUUCUUCAUGUGGCCCAUAGAGAGGUCCCUCAUAUGCCAGACGUGCCGCCUCGCUUCACACAAGAAGUGCUACAUGAAGGUAUCGACUCAUUGUCGUAAGGACGCGGGAACACCGUCGGCUGCCAUCGUGGGGGCUGUGGACGCCGGAGGACGAGAACAGUUCGGAGUACUACAGAGAGGGAAGGUGUUUGGAGUGCCAUUGAGUGACCUGCCGACCGGCGAGGGCAACAUACCCGUCGUGGUGGACCGCCUGAUCACUACCAUUGAAAUGACCGGACUUUACACGGAGGGGCUCUACAGGAAGAGUGGACUCAGUUCUAAGGUCCGUGAGCUCCGUCUUCUGCUAGACGAACGGCCAGAGGAAGGUGUUGAACGUCUGGACUCGUACGCGGUCCACGUGCGCGCCUCCGUACUCAAGAGUUUCUUCCGGGAGCUGCCCGAGCCGCUGCUGACUUUUGACCUCUACGACGACUUCAUACUAGCCGCUGAGAUCACAGAUCCACAGGAACGAGUGUCUACAAUUUUCACUAUCUUAAAGAAAUUACCGAAACCUAAUUAUGAUAUGGUUGAGAGGCUGAUAUUCCACUUGGCGAGGGUGGCGCUGGGAGAGGAUCAUAAUAGAAUGGGCCCGAAUGCUUUGGCGAUAGUUUUCGCUCCGUGCAUUCUUCGCACUCACAAAGUACAGCCGGCUCAGGAUUCACUUCACGACAUAGCUAGACAAACGGCCUGCCUUGAAGCCAUACUCGUGGAUAAGAUUAAUAAUACGCGGGGUACACUAGCGGACAUAGCGACAUUAGACAAGGCCUGCGCCACGGCAUCCGACCGCCUCACCAUGAUGAGACGCAGCGCCGCCUGCAGGCCCGAGGAGCGCAUACUGGAGGGACACAUACACGAGAUACAGAAGGAGAAGGCCAUACUCACCUCCAACCUGCCCUCGCUGUUCAGAACGACCUCAGACGACGACCUUCUAUCGACGACGGAUCAUGACGGGGAAUUUGGCAGCACCGACGACCUCAGCACGGGGGCGUCUUCACUGAGGUCACAGAGACUCCUGCACCGACAACUGUCCUCUGACGACCCCAUCAUGGUGUGAAACACCUUCCAAGAAUAUCUCAAUACCUCAACGGGUUCAAGACAUGUCGUUCGACUACGAAAUAUACGUAUUUUAAGAUCGUCACAAUUACAAGUCUCCUUUGAUAUGAAUGUAGUUUAUAUUAUUGUAUAGCUGACUAGACACUACCUGCGACGUCGCUUCCCUCUAACUUCUAAGCAUCGUCUACAUAUUGUGCACAUGUUGGUAGUGAUGUAACGUUCUGGGAAGAUACGUUUGAAUUUUGUCAUUUUAAACUUCCUAACAUCUGAAUUAUAGCUAUUAUAAAACUUUGUUCCGUACGGUGUGUAGGUCGGUGGAAACAAAGAUCGACAUACACAAUGUAGAUAACUAAGAUACGUAUUGAAAUCGUUGACUUGAGACAACGAGAAGCCAUAACAACAACAUCCCAACACAUACAUCUACUGCCAUAGUCUGCACUGAGGUAUAAUGUGGGCAGAGAGUUGGUACAUUUCUAUACUAUUUGAUGUUUUCUGCGAGAAUGUUUUGUAAAUUGAUAAUUAUGUAAAUAUGUUAAUUUUUUGUUAUUGUUAUUUAGUAAAACUUACAUAAAAAUUAUCUUUACAUAGUGAAAAUGUAACAUUUUUUAAUGUUAUCCUUAAUUUGUUAGAAAUGGAUACGAACACUUGUUAUGGCACUAUUUAUGAACCACAACGUUAGUCCCUAACAUGAUAUUGAUUUAUUAAUAAGGUUUUAGUUAUUUUAGUUAAUUGUUUCACAGAUAAAGUUAUGUCACUUUAAUGGAAACGUGGCUGUUUAGUUGCAGAUCUGUGUGUAAAAAAAAUUAAUUUCUUUGUCUAACUUAUAUUAUUUUUCUUGGACAGCAAAAUGUAAAGUGUUGCCUAAAAGUUGAAUUCCUAUAAACUCAGGAUAAAUAAAUUGUACUAUAUCCUUAUAAUGGGUAAAUCUUAAACGUGAUGGUUCAAAGUCAAUGUUGACAUAUUUUACUGCAUAAGAAACCAUAGCGUACAUUUUGUUGUUUCUAUUGUUAAAAAUUACUUUUAUACAAAAUGAUACAAUACGAUAAACGAUAAAAUCAAGACAAAAUUACUCGCCUGUACACACUAAGAAUUUUACACUUUACACAACGGAAACAGCAAUUUUGAGGCCUAAACUAAGUUUUUUAAGUGUAUCGUUUACAAAAAAAACAUCAAUGGAUGCCAUUGCCAUUUUUUUUUUUAAUUAACGGAACGGAACAUUUUUUAUUUGAAAUUAUUAUAAUUUUUAAAAAUGUGAUAAAUAGAGAUUUAAGGUUAAAGGGAAUAUCAACAUAACAUAAUUUACAAUUAGUUACUAACAAGUACUUUUUAAUCAGAAUAGAAGUAUCCGGUUCAGAAGCAUCGUCUCGCCGUUAUCCGCGGCGCGCCACAGCAGUGAUGUGUUAUUCCAGCGGGAGACGUCUCGUAGGGCUUAGUGUUAGGAGCAUGUUUCUUGUUUAGUGGCUAUUGAAUGUUACAAACGUUUGGUGUGUGGCGAGAGCGUCGCUUGUGGUAUAUCUGUUAGUGUUACCGAUUGUACCUUGCUUAUAUUUUAUUCGUUUCAUAAUCUAAAAGACUGUCUAUUGUUAAGCUUUGAAAUUUAUUGUUAAGUCACAAAAUGUUUUGUCUGCUUUUAAUUAUUUACUUACUAUUCAGACAACGAAUGUUUCUGUGAAUUUGUAAUUUUAUGCAUUUUGUUUUUGCUUAGCGUUACGAUUCGUUUUGAUAUGUCGCUGUAAUAUUCUAUUAAGAGGCCAUUACUUUAGUAAUUUUUUUGGAAUCUCGCAUUUUUUUUUCAUUUUUGUAAAUAAAUCAAAAAUGUUUGGUAUUGCUACUUCAUCGAAACUAUUGAUUUUGUAACUUAUUUUGGUGCCAAUCAAACGAGUAUUUUUAGUGAACGUCCGAAGCUGUUAUUGUGGGUUGUGUCACAGUACGUUACUGCUCUUUCUGUGCCUUCAACUUAUUUGCUUUCUGUAAGCAGCGGUUCGUGUAAUAAAUGUUUAGAUGUUAGUAUACUGUCCUGGAUGUUGAUACUUGCUAUGUAUGUGUAGUGGAUCAUAGAAAAAAUAUUAUUAGCUCCGUACGACUAGUAAUUAUAAAAGUAAUAUUUUCUAUAUCAUAUAUCUUUCAGGUGUUUUACUCUAUAUACGUGAAAACUUUGCUUGAAGUUGUAGGUUUAAAAAAAAAACAUAUAUUUGUGAUCCCAUUUUAAUGUCAUUGAAGCGCGAGUCUGUUUAGAUAAAAUAAGACGAUGUGUAAUUUUUUUUUUGUAAAUAAAAAGUUUGUAUAAUUUCUUUAAGUUACUUCUGUAUUAAUUCUGAGAAUUGUUUUAUUUUAGGUGAUGAUACUUCUUAGGAAUAAUAAUAUACUACUUUUUGAUUAACGGUGUUUUAAAUUUUUAACAGGUGCAUCUAGUUCGAUCCGAGAUAUUAACAAGGGUUCUGAAAACUUUUUGUUAUAAAGUUAAGGUUAAUUUGAUGUUUACUUCCAAGAGACACCAACAAACUUUAUAUACGAGAUAUAUCAAUAAAACAAGCUCUUAUUUACACUUGACCAUUGAUUUUACUAAUUAUGAGUACAAAUCUUGCAGAAUCACAAAUAUUUUUGGAGCUCCAAUACAAAACAAAUAAAAGCUUGUACAAGACAAACUGCCACUGAUUCAAUAUUUUAUGAUAUUAUCUUAGUUUGAUAUUCUAAUUGAUGCAAAAAAAAAAACAGUAUUUAUUAAAAUUUCCCCUCUAAGGAAUAUCUUUUAAGUAAAUACAAGUUCUUUUAACAAUUCUUACUGAUGACUUGUAAUAUAUUAUUAAUAAUUUUGUUUUAGGAAUCCUAUAAUAAUUUGUCAAUAUAAUGAUUAUAAAGAAAUGUAACCAAAAUAUUAUGCAAAUUAUGAUAAAAAUAAACAAUUGCUGUGGAUAAA
Danaus plexippus (monarch butterfly) is the source of this 9627-nucleotide messenger RNA. Its product is annotated as unconventional myosin-IXAa-like. Gene Ontology annotation, molecular function: microfilament motor activity; protein binding; GTPase activator activity. The transcript is spliced from 33 exons. Gene Ontology annotation, biological process: intracellular signal transduction. The coding region runs from base 769 to 6711 and encodes 1980 amino acids. The record is from RefSeq and is a predicted model, not a curated record. Lineage: Eukaryota; Metazoa; Arthropoda; Insecta; Lepidoptera; Nymphalidae. Gene Ontology annotation, cellular component: myosin complex.